Molecule: messenger RNA, 2302 nt
Organism: Marasmius oreades (fairy-ring Marasmius)
Lineage: Eukaryota; Fungi; Basidiomycota; Agaricomycetes; Agaricales; Marasmiaceae
Exons: 2
Coding region: 938-2155 (405 amino acids)
Molecular function (GO): metal ion binding; protein binding
Source: RefSeq, a predicted model, not a curated record
CGCCUGUGGUCGCGUCCACACACUGUCUUCCUUUCAUGCCUCGCCCACCCAAGUCCAAAUCAUACAGUCGAGGACAAAAGCGACCAACUGCUUCCAGUCUAUCUCCACUCAACCUUAGGCCAGUCGAUUCCUCAACUUCGAACACGGAAAACACCAACAAAAGAUUAGUGGCGGAACGCGCUCAAAUACGUGAAUCACGCGCUAGGCAGAGAGCAGAGGCUAGGAAUAAAUUGAAACAGGAGGUAUGGUUGCAAUUGAUUUCUAAAUGCUGGACCUGCUACUGCCCAAUCUAGGGAAACGACCUCUUCAAACAAGCUAGAUACUCUGAAGCGGCAAAGAAAUACGAACAAGCCGUCAACCUCGGCGGGAAGAAACCUGUUCUGUUGACAAAUUUAGCUGCAACAUAUUUAAAACUUGGGUUAUUUGAUCAAGCCGAGGAGAUUGCUACAGAAGCUUUGAUACACGACCCAUCCAAUGUAGAGGCUCGUUAUCGUCGUGCCCUCGCUCGAAAGGAACAGCGACGGGCCAUAGGUGCUAUAAUAGGUCGGUAUCUUGCUAUAUCCCGCCUCUAUAUGUAGCCAACCUUUCUCUAGAUUUCGAAACCAUCCUUCGAUUCGAUCCUGGCAUACCGGACGUCGCCUCUGAGUUACGAGCUACGAGAGUCCUCGAACAAGGCGAAAACUCCUUUUCUGACGACCAGUUCACCGAGAGUGAAUACGAGUGGCCACCGUACGACAAAGACGACCGAGCAGAAGUAACCUCCGACUCCGGCUCUAGUGACUGUGAACAUAGUGGUAACGGGAUAUCCUGCAAGUACUACAACCAAGGUCGAUGUACCCGUGGAAAUGAGUGCCUUUACUCGCACGCGCCUGACGACAGAAGCAUUCGGGAUAGAUUGUAAGCCGAACCCACUCCUCCUCGGCCCUUCUACGCGCUGAUGAAUCGUUUCAGGGGAAGAAACGUUUGCCUAUUCCACAUCCUUGAUUGCUGCGAAUUCGGUGCAAAAUGCAUGUAUUCACAUGACAAAGCCUACUUGCCGGACAAAGGAUGGUGGAAGAACGAGGAGCUGGUAGAAGCAUUAUUUCAAGAGGUCUUGAUGGUUCGUUUGCACAUCCCCCAUGGCGAAGACGAAAGACAAGUGGUCGAUAUGAUACACAAGCUCAUAAGCAGCAGCCGUCUGAACCCUCCCCGCGAUAUCGACACCAUCCGGACACGAGGAACCUGGGGACACAACCUCAAUCUCCUCCACAAAGCUAGGGAAGAAGGCGAGUCUUUCGUCAACGCUCUGGUCGCGGUUGCCACUUCUCCCGGUUACGUGAUGGUCCUUUCUCUCCGCUGUGAGAACUGGAUUCAGGACAACAAACAGUUUGUCUGCACCCUUCGAGAGAAAGUCCACAUCAAACAGGUGUUCACAGCGAAAAUGGCCCUGUCGUUCAUGAACUCUCGGGAUUUGUGGGGUAUCUUCAUAACUGACUUCGGUAUCGCGGACGCGGAGAAUAGCAGGCUCCUGAAUAAAAUUGUCGAAUAUGCGAAAGCCGGCGGUCUGGUGGCCGUAGGGGGGCUAUUCAGCAGGCACAUGAGCAACCCGAGACUACAAUUGUUCUUCCGUGCCUGGGGUCUUCCGUGGGACCUAGGCGCUUGUGAUGGUACUAGUGCUACAUUCGAAAGGAACCCCGCAUCCGAAAUGGUCCAAAAGAACCCGUCGUUGCCUUCUAGUAGUAACAUGAAAGCGGUUCAUUUGCGGGGCGUCGCCAAGGAGUGUGCCGUGUACUUGUCAAACCCAUGUUCUGCUCUGCCUACCAAUGACAUUAAAAGGACUGAGGAAUUCGCGGUCGUGCGUACGCGGAUCGGCAAGGGAUAUUUCGGAUACAUUGGAGGGAAUGAAGAGGGGGUUUCUGUGACCAUUCUUCUCGCUAUGCUGGGCUUGUUGGAUGACACGACGGAAAAUUCCGGACUGCCAGAUCUUGUCCGUGGCCACGUCCAGAAUCUUCUACAACCGCGCAAUCCUUUGUACGAUGAUAGUCGGCGUGUUCGACGGGCUGGUAGAAAGGCGUGGUCUAACACGUUGACCGAAGGACUAUUGGAUGCUGGUAUGGAUCGAUAUGAGAUUCGGGAUUUAGUACGAGCAGGGUCUGGGCCAAGUUUCGAUUUUUGAUAGGAUUUAAGUGGCUCCGUGUGCAGUGCGGGAUAAUGCUAGUAACUAGUUACCUGACAGUACUCUAUACUCACGAACGGCCAUAGUUCCGAACUUCAAGGACGGAAUAUGACUGACAGGACUUCCCAAGAUGGCAAGUCAAAACAU